AUGACUAUACUUUUACUCAAGUUCGCUGACGUGAAUACAGAAUCAUCAGCGCAACAGCAGUACUACGAUUAUCCCGCUGAUCAGCAACAGAGCGCCCACUAUAAGAGAAAAGAACACCAUAGGAUUCGACACCAUCUCAGCCGGCGGCACUUAAACUACAGACAGCAAUUACGAUUUUCACAGACACUAUACACCCAGUCCGUGCCUGAGAACAUACCUCUACACACCUCUAUUCUAAAGGUCCAGGCAUCCGACCCCGGAGCAGACGGCGACGGGGUUAUCAAGUAUCACGUAAGCGACACGGAUAAUUUCAAAGUAGACGAGGAGGGUGUUCUCUAUAACAUCCGGCCGUUGGAUUAUGAGAGAACUUCAGGCCAGUAUAGGGUACAGAUCUCUGCGGAGAGUCAAGGAGCAAAGCAAUGGGGGAGGAGAAAGGUCGUUACAACAGCCCUCAUAUACGUCACCGAUGCCUCAGAACCGCCAUAUUUCGACUCUUCACAUUAUUACUAUUAUAUUCCGGAGUUUGCUGCCCCUGGCACGUUCGUAGGCAAAGUCAUAGCACGAGAUGACGAUAACGAUUUCGACAGCUACUCUCUAGACGGCGUCGAGCCUCCGAAUAUGUUCACCGUCGACACCCUCCAAGGUAUCAUCAGCGUGGGACAGACGCCGCUCGGGAAGCAGUGGGUCUACCUGUUUCAGGCCAGGGCGACGGACUACCAGGGUCACGUGACCUCUGUUCCUGUCACCGUUUAUAUCAUAGGUCAGUCUUUCCGUGUCAGAGACGGCUCAUGA
Molecule: messenger RNA, 792 nt
Organism: Penaeus monodon (black tiger shrimp)
Lineage: Eukaryota; Metazoa; Arthropoda; Malacostraca; Decapoda; Penaeidae
Product: cadherin-related family member 1-like
Exons: 6
Coding region: 1-792 (263 amino acids)
Biological process (GO): homophilic cell-cell adhesion
Cellular component (GO): membrane; catenin complex
Molecular function (GO): calcium ion binding; cadherin binding
Source: RefSeq, a predicted model, not a curated record